Molecule: messenger RNA, 1870 nt
Organism: Bemisia tabaci
Lineage: Eukaryota; Metazoa; Arthropoda; Insecta; Hemiptera; Aleyrodidae
Gene: ND-18
Product: NADH:ubiquinone oxidoreductase subunit 18
Biological process (GO): electron transport chain
Cellular component (GO): respiratory chain complex I
Source: RefSeq, a predicted model, not a curated record
AGGUUAUCUUAUAUCUUAAGUUGUUUGUCAAAAUUUUGUGCUUUUAAUUUCUUCCUCUUACGUUUUAAAUCUAAUGUUCUAAACUCAUCACAUAGGAAUGGCUUUGAACGCAGCAUGCAGGAGCUCUGUUCUCAAAUGGAUCUCCACGCCAAAGUUGAACUGGAAAGCAGGUGCGCCUUUAGCUAGCACUGUUGGAAAGCAAUCAGAGCGGGGAUACGCAGUAGACCCUACGAAAACCCUCGAAAAAACUUCAUUACUUCACGCUGAGGAGAAAGAGGUGGUUGUUACCGUCAAAGAAAUUGAGGAUCUAUCACCUACAACUGGUGUCCCCGAAGAACAUGUGAAGACAAGGCUUGUAAAGAUUUAUAGUCCCUCCAAGAACCCCAUGCAAUCCGGCACACACAACACCGGUCACUGGCAAAUGGAAUUUGAUACCAGAGAACGAUGGGAAAAUCCCCUCAUGGGAUGGUGCUCCACUGGAGAUCCAUUAUCAAACAUGAGUUUGAAAUUCGCUGACAAAGAAGAUGCCAUAUUCUUUUGUGAGAAAAACGGAUGGCGCUGGUAUAUCGAAGCCCCGAAAACGAAGGCACCAAAAGUGAAAUCUUAUGCACACAACUUCGCUUGGAACAAACGAACCCGCACCUCAACGAAGUAAAUUUGAAGAGGUAUCGUUGAAAAUUUCGUCUGUAAAUAGAAAUGUCGUGAAAAAUCUUUUGUUGUUAUAGUGAGAAACUUUUGAAGAAUGAACAUUCUCAAAAAAUUUCUGUUUUCAUGGAGCUUUACCGACUUGAUAAUUCAUAAGUAAAUAUUACUUGAACUCAAUAGUAAUAAUAAAUUAUGAAUUCAUAAUGAUAAGCCAUUGAAUAUUAUUAGCUCACACUAUAUCGCAUUGAUUGUUGUUGCACCUUGUUAUUUUAUUCAAUAAUAUAAUCCUACGCCUAGAUUGUUAUUUAAGUCUAUUUAUUUGAAAAUCAUAUGUAUGAAAGCUCACUCAAAGGUUCCAAGAUUCCUUUGAGAUAAUUCAUCAGAAGAAGAAAAAAAAUAUUGUAUGGAUACAGUAGUUGCAAUUACGCUGGAGGCCUGACAGUUGGUGGCAGCAUCGAAGUCUCCCAAGGUUAAAAUAUUGAUGGCUGAACUCUGAAAAAAUUCCUCGGAGAGGCCUUUAAAACUCUAUUUCUAUUUCAUUUUUUGAAUAAUAAAAACACAUCUUUGAUGCUUAAAUUGUUCCCAUAAUACAUUUUACAUAGAAAUAAAAAAUGAAGGAUGUUUCCAAGAUCAAGCUCAAAUUAUUUUUUCUUUUCCAAAGGAGAAAUUAUGACAGAAAAGAAUCAUUGUCGUAGAAAACGAUACAUGUCAGUUAGUCUUUUAAAAUGACACGUGCAUACUACUGCAUUGAACUGUAGCACAGUACCGAAACUUAUUAAAGCUUUCAAGCGUCUAAAUUAACUUUCAGCGCUUAUGAUCAAGACAGCAGAAUUUUAAGAUCCAGGAGGUGUUAUAACAGCUCUGAAGGACUCAUAAGGCACUUCGAUUAUUUUUCCAGAACCAAGAAGGAAAAACCUGAAAAAAACUUAGAACAAAUGAAGGAAAGUUAGCUUAGUCUGAUUUCCCAAUCGCAAGGGAACAUAUUUGUCUAAAAAUUCUGAUUCCCUACUUUUUAGCAUAGAAUUCACCCUCUGAUUGGGACAUGAAAAGCUGUCCCACAGUCAGUUCAGCCAGUGAAUGGUUCAAUGUCUUACUCAAUUUGACCUCUGUUUCAUCAAUAAAGUUUCUCAGUUUCUCGCAAUUCAAUUGUCAGUAGCGCUGUUUUUGAAGAGUAAUAUUUACACUCAUGUGCCAAUUCUUGAUGAAUAAAGAGCUUCUCAAAAUU